AUGUCAGGCAACCAUGUGGGAAAUGAUGAUGUCAUUGGAGGAAAUGUGAGCAAAUACAUAGUGAUUCCAAAUGGAUACUGUGGGCAGGCCAAGAAAGGACAUCUUACCUUUGAUGCUUGUUUUGAAAGUGGUAAUCUUGGCCGGGUUGACCAGGUCUCUGAGUUUGAGUAUGAUCUGUUCAUUAGGCCAGAUACCUGUAAUCCACGCUUCCGAGUCUGGUUCAACUUUACCGUUGAAAAUGUGAAAGAAUCACAGAGAGUCAUUUUCAACAUUGUUAACUUCAGUAAAACCAAGAGUCUUUAUAGAGAUGGGAUGGCCCCUAUGGUGAAAUCUACCAGUAGACCAAAAUGGCAAAGACUACCACCCAAAAAUGUUUACUACUACCGUUGCCCAGACCACAGGAAGAAUUAUGUGAUGUCCUUUGCAUUCUGUUUUGACCGAGAAGAUGAUAUUUACCAGUUUGCUUACUGCUACCCAUAUACGUAUACUCGCUUCCAGCAUUAUCUUGACAGCUUACAAAAGAGAAACAUGGAUUACUUCUUCCGGGAGCAGCUAGGCCAGAGUGUGCAACAGCGGCAGCUUGACCUCCUGACAAUAACCAGACCUGAAAAUCUCCAGGAAGGGGCAGAGAAGAAGGUGGUAUUCAUUACAGGACGAGUCCACCCAGGGGAAACACCCUCUUCAUUUGUGUGCCAAGGGAUCAUUGACUUCCUUGUAAGUCAGCAUCCAAUUGCUCGUGUUCUACGAGAAUACCUGGUCUUCAAGAUUGCACCAAUGCUUAACCCUGAUGGAGUCUACCUAGGCAACUACAGGUGCUCCCUAAUGGGGUUUGACCUGAAUCGUCACUGGCUGGAUCCUUCUCCAUGGGUCCAUCCCACUCUGCAUGGGGUGAAACAACUCAUCAUCCAGAUGUACAAUGACCCGAAAACAAGCCUGGAGUUCUAUAUUGACAUCCAUGCUCACUCCACCAUGAUGAAUGGCUUCAUGUAUGGCAAUAUCUUUGAGGACGAGGAACGGUUCCAGAGGCAGGCCAUUUUUCCAAAGCUCCUCUGCCAGAAUGCAGAAGACUUCUCCUAUACUAGCACAUCCUUCAACCGGGAUGCUGUGAAAGCAGGAACUGGCCGUCGCUUCCUCGGUGGGCUCCUGGACCAUACUUCAUAUUGCUAUACCCUAGAGGUCUCCUUCUACAGCUACAUCAUUGGAGGUACCACAGCUGCUGUGCCCUACACCGAAGAAGCCUAUAUGAAGCUGGGGCAGAACGUGGCAAGAACAUUUCUGGAUUAUUACCGGCUGAACCCCUUGGUUGAGAAGAUAGCGGUCCCCGUGCCAAGGCUUCGGAAAGAAAAACCCCCUCCUUACAAGCACCCAUUCCCGCGGGGCCCAGCCAGCAACUACCCCAAUGGCAAAGGGGACAAGAAGAACUCACUGAACCACAAAGACCCUUCAACCCCCUUCUAAAGACACGGAGCCCAGAAGUUUUGUGGGAGCAGGAACAUGUAUUUCCUCCUGGGGCAUGAAAUUAAUUGCCUUU
Nannospalax galili (Upper Galilee mountains blind mole rat) is the source of this 1531-nucleotide messenger RNA. It is a transcript of the gene Agbl4, whose product is annotated as ATP/GTP binding protein like 4. The coding region runs from base 1 to 1458 and encodes 485 amino acids. Gene Ontology annotation, biological process: proteolysis. The record is from RefSeq and is a predicted model, not a curated record. Gene Ontology annotation, molecular function: metallocarboxypeptidase activity; zinc ion binding. The transcript is spliced from 13 exons. Lineage: Eukaryota; Metazoa; Chordata; Mammalia; Rodentia; Spalacidae.